AUGGGAAUAGAGGCUUCCUCUCCGACCGACGGCCGGCUAAAGAACGAGGGGGCCGCCCAUCUACCGCCCGCGCGGCGGAGAGAGACACAAUGCUUGGUGUGUUUGAAAUGGUUUGCUGCUAUUGAAUCCGUUCGCCCGCACUGCAGGCGAUAUCAUGAGGGCCACGGGGCUCCUGUAACGGUGAAACGCUGGAGGCACCAGGGGGAUGCUCCUGACGACUUGCCUCUUUCUGCCUUCUCGUGCCCCACGUGCGGAUUCCAGUGCCACAGCAAACGCGGACUCACAAGGCACCGCAUAGUCAGCCAUGGGUUCAGGCCGGACGUGGUGAAACCAAGCCAACGUGGAGAGUGCGAAGGGGCGGGAAUGCACCUAUUGAGCUGUCCCGCAUUAAAGGGUCUACGGUGCCACUUUGGGGUGGAUGGGGGCGACAUGGAGAAGUUGCGCUUCAUGCAGAUGUUGGCCAAAUACCUGCUUGCAGUGGAAAGGUUUUGCCCUCAACGGCCUUCCCCGACAGAACCGACGCCAACCAUACAGGUCCAGGAAUAG
Trypanosoma grayi is the source of this 546-nucleotide messenger RNA. RefSeq lists its product as hypothetical. The coding region runs from base 1 to 546 and encodes 181 amino acids. NCBI's taxonomy places the organism in Eukaryota, Euglenozoa, Kinetoplastea, Trypanosomatida, Trypanosomatidae. The transcript has a single exon. The record is from RefSeq and is a predicted model, not a curated record.